Molecule: messenger RNA, 3809 nt
Organism: Paramuricea clavata
Lineage: Eukaryota; Metazoa; Cnidaria; Anthozoa; Malacalcyonacea; Plexauridae
Source: the annotation of a GenBank genome assembly
UAUUUUUCUAUGCAGGAAGGCUAUUUUGAGAAGGCAGUGGAAUGUUCUAAGAAUGAGCUAUAUUUCCCAGACAUUGAUGGUAGUUAUAUUGGUGCUUGGCUGGCAACAGAGUAAGUUUCAACAUUUCACAUUAAUUGAGUUGCAUUUACCAGAUCAGGGCCGUAUGCAGGAUUUUUUCACCACAGGGGCAGUAAGGCCUAUAUGCCGAAAAAAGUCCCAAUUAUCCAAAGAAUAAUUAAUAUUGACAUUCUAAAAAUCGUAAAUAUAGUUUUCUCUGGAGGGGCGGGGUCAGUUGCCCCCCAACCCCUCCCCGCUGUGUACGGCCCUGUGCCAGAUGAUUUUACUUGUCAAAGGGAGAGCGCUGGUACUCAAUAUGGGUUAAUCAUCUGCCCAUGUGUCUAAGUAGUUAAUCCAUUGAGUUGCAUUGUGCCCAGAAUGCACACUACGUUAUUAUUGUACAUUGACAAAUUCCAGAUGAUUUUACUCAUCAAAGGGAGAGUGGCACCAGUAAGCUUCAUAUAUGUCUGGAGUGGGAACUCGAGUCCAAAAAGUGAAGCCAGCUUCGUGUGAAAAGAAAAAUAGAAAGGGACUGGAACUGAUGUCCAAUAGCUCCUUCAAUUUCUGCCAUCUUGGCAAGGAGAAAUUGCCAAAAUUUCAUAUUUUGACUUUGAUUUAAAGAAUAACACUAUGGGUCUAUGAACUGAUAACUUGGUUAGAGAUACAAUCCGUUAGAAAAGAACUGGCUGGGGAAAAUGGUAUAAAAGCUGUUUACGACCUUCAGAGCUAUUGGACGUACAUGAAUGGCUGCCAUCUUGGCUUCAUUUUUCUCAUAUAUAGGCCGAAUGACUGAAGUUCUUGCAGUUGCUCCAGAUAUAUAUGGAGCUCACUGGCUGGCAGCCUGGCCACAGAAUAGAGACCAUACAGAGGCCUGACUUCUUGGUUUUUCCUAUGAUUUUGACAUAACCAUAAUUCAUCAUCAAAAUGCUGAUGCCAUGGUCAGCUAGCCAGUGCACUUAUGAGAGGCAUUCACCCCCUGAUAAUAUUCAAAAUGGCGGAAAAUUCCAAAAAUUCAUCAAUUUUCUGUGAAGGUGGGGGGGGGGGGCCGAAAGUCCGAAUGGGUUAAGUUAGGUGUUAUUAUAUUAUACACAUAUAAUAUGUAUCUUGGAUGACCCCUGAAACAGCCUUCCUUGUUAAAUUAUUAGGAUAGACCACUGGGACAACGAGAAAGAGAGACUGAUUCUUCUUACGCAGAAACAACUGAUUGUUGUAAGAUUUAAUUUCAUUACAACAAAGAUAGAAGAUCAUCGCAAGAUUCCGCUGGUCAACUGCAUCAGAAUGCAAACCGGAAAUCUUUCAUAUUCUUCCAGCACAUUUGGUUUGUAAGUACCAUGUCUUUUUUUUCUGUGUUUAUAUUGUAGUUUGUCGUAUCUAAUAAAACCUUUUAAAGUAAGGUCAUAUCUUUUUGUGGCGGGGUACAAUGCGAAAAAAAAUUUGAGCCUGAUACCACAGCCGCGUACAAAUAGCUUGAAAAAAAGUUUCGUGUUUGACGGGGCACACAUUUGGAAUUCUUUACCAACCGAAAUUAUAGAGAGCAACUCCAUCAUGUCCUUUGAAACUAAAAUCGCUACUCACAUUUUUGAAUACUCACAUUUUUGAAUAGCAUUAUUAUUCUUAUACUUAUAUAAUUAUGUAUAUAUAUAUACAUAUAUAUAUAUAUAUAUAUAUAUAUAUAUAUAUAUAUAUAUAUAUAUAUAUAUAUAUAUAUAUAUAUAUAUAUAUAUAUAUAUAUAUAUAUAUAUAUAUGUAUGUAUAUAUAUAUGUAUAUUUCUUACUGUAUGUAAUAUCUUAAUAUAUACUAUAUUUUUGUAAUUUUAUUAUUGUACACGCCCCUUGUGGAAAUCAGCCUAGGUUGACAAUGGUUAGCGUGUUUAAAUAAAACGUUCUAUCUAUCUAAUUAUCUAUACUUCCUAGCCUGCUCUCAGACGUUGUAGUUCUUACGUCGCUAAUUGGCGUAAGAACUACAACGUCUGUGAGCAGGCUAGAUACUUCCAUUUCAAAACAUAAUUAUUCAAGAUUCGUUGGCCAGUCAAUUGAAGUUAACCAUUUAAGUAACUUUUAUAUAGACGUUUUAACGACGUUUCACUGUAGUUAUUUUAUAAAUCAAUAGGCUUUAUGUAUAAUGACGUUACAAGGCGUGAUGCGCGCGGGGAAUUCUGGUCUUAGUAGUCACGGCGGGAAAACAAUCCAACAUGGCCACUUGCUGUUGUCAAUGGCUGUCGUAGGCAUUGGUCGUGGGUCAGUGAGCGUGCUACUGCUCUUUGUCGUGUUUUAACAGGCUAUUCAAGCCACGUUAGUGUUCCUAGUUCUUUAAUUUCAGAACUCUUGCACGGGUUUUCAGAGGUUUGACAGCCCUGAACGUAACGACAACAGUCCGCUUUCAUCGACCAGUACGAGUAAAAGAAGUUGCGGUUUUAAUAGGUAUUGUGUUCCAGGUUGCUUCAAUCCCGAGCAUCUAAAAGACGACAAAGAACAGCAGUACACUCGCAUUCGACAAUAGCCAUGUUGGAUUGUUUUCCCCGCCGUGAUUGCCGCUAAAACCAGAAUUCCCCGCGCAUCACGCCUUGUGACGUCAUUAUGCAUAAGGUCUAUUACCAUUUUCCGUACAGGACAGCGCUAUUAAUGCACUGGGAUGUUGCUCGACUUUCGAAAGUCUUGCAACAUCUCGCGUACAUGAAUGACGCUAUCUUGCACGGAAAACCAUUUGGUAUUAAUGCACUGUGCGCUCAAACCUGCUUGGCGGCCAUUUUAAUGGCGGGAUAAUAGGUGUUUCGGUUUUCAAUCCAUAAUAUAUUACUACCAUCUUAUGGUUAUACUUGCUCAUUUUAACUUUUUUUAUGCUAAACUUGCACCAAAGAAAUGUUUAUAAUCGUCAUUUGUUGCUAUUUCUCACUUCCGAAGGUAAGAUGUAAACAAAUGCAUUGUGGUCGACAAUGACUCUUUAAUCCGGCACAUCCCCACCACUGUGCUAUUAACAGCCGAGGUUAAUAUUUACAUAUUUGACCAUACAGCUAUCAAGACUCAACGCGUCGUAGCAAUGAGACCGGGCUGCGUAUACAUUGGAAUGCAGUGAAAGUACCGGGGACAUUUGACUACUGGAACCCAUGGUCAAAAGAUAUCCCGCACAUAACCCUAACUGCCCAUACUUCGGUUAAAUACAACGCGGUGUCGCCCGAGUGUGUUGAUUUCUCCGCACUUCAAAAGUCGUUAGUCGCCGCCGCAACUUCGGACAUCAGUCGGUCGCUCGUGAUGGACGAAGAACCGAUCGUUAUUAAUAUGAUACUGGGAAUAACGGCGCUUGUCCACAAUCAGAGUAAACUCGGAUUCUCUCGCGAUAGAGGUGGUGUGUCCUACUGAGCGACUUGGGGUGCUGCUUAUUUAUUUUCGUCUUGCAUGGACAGAACGCUUGACUGUUUGUAGGACAGUUGUAAGAUAAGUAAUAGUAUAUAUUGCAUGCACAGAGGUGGGAAAAGUAUUGGAACCUGGGAACCUAGUUCCCAGAAGUUUUUUGGGAAUAUACAUUUUUGCAGAAAUUUUCUUAGCUAAUUCUGAAAAUUGCACUGAUUGAUUAUCUAAAUUACUAAAUACCUCAUUAUUGAAAUGAUUGUAUACCAGAUUAAUCCAUUAACUCAAUACCUAAAUUACAGCGUAACAGUUCGGACCAAAAAAUCUUCAUAUAGCCAUAAAAGGGUACCCUUUUUUGAGAUUUGUGUUGUAAGGGAAUUGGUUCGUUUUAAUUACCCUUUACGUCG